GAUAUUGAUGCCGAUCAUGAGGAGCCCAGCGAUCCGGAGGCUCGCCUAGAAGAAGGGGAUAGAAUCUUCAUUUUAGACCAUGAAACGUACUUCGCGACGGGAACAACACACAUUCGCACCACAGCCACUGAUCUAGCGAUCAAAGAAAGCCUGAAACACGAAGCCAAGACCUUUGAAAAUACUGUCCCGAGUCACUAUCACGACUACUCCGACGUAUUUAGCAAAGAAGACUUUGAUUCUUUACCGCAAAGACGACCGUGGGACCAUGCGAUCGAACUUACAUCAGGCACGCAACCAAUCAGUUGCAAAGUUUACCCUAUUUCUGUAAACGAACAAAAAGAACUUGAUGAGUUCAUAGAAGAGAACCUCCGAACCGGGAGAAUCAGACCAUCGAAAUCUCCGUGGGCUUCUCCUUUCUUCUUCGUAAAGAAAAAAGAUGGACGACUUCGACCCGUACAAGACUAUCGAAAGCUGAACGAGCUAACGAUAAAAAACCGCUACCCACUUCCUUUGAUACAGGAACUAGUAGACAAGUUGAAGCAGGCGCGGUACUUUACGAAACUAGACGUCCGAUGGGGAUACAACAACAUCCGCAUCAAAGAAGGAGACGAAGAGAAGGCAGCAUUCCUAACAAAUCGAGGACUAUUCGAACCGCUUGUCAUGUUCUUUGGUCUCACCAAUUCACCGGCUACAUUCCAAACCAUGAUGAACGACAUAUUCCGAGAUCUCAUUAGUCAAGGACACGUAGUAGUCUAUCUAGACGACAUCAUGAUCUUUACUCAAGAUUUAAAAGAACACCGUUGGAUCACGCGGCAAGUUCUUCAGAUCUUAAGGGAACAUAAACUUUAUCUGAAACCGGAAAAGUGCGAAUUCGAGAAAGCAGAAAUAGAAUACCUCGGGAUGAUAGUGGGAAAAGGAGUUGUUCGCAUGGAUCCCGUCAUGAUAGAAGGAGUUGUCAAUUGGCCACGGCCCGAAAGUAAACGAGACAUUCAGGCAUUCCUCGGAUUUACCAACUUUUACCGAAGAUUCAUCCGAGAUUACGGCAAAAUAGCAAAGCCACUCAGUUCACUAACGGGCAAUGCUACUUUCGAAUCGACCGUCGAACAAGAAGUAGCUUUUACAAGCUUAAAGGACGCCCUCUGUACAGCACCAGUACUAGCCAUACCUAAUGACAACGACCCAUAUCAAGUAGAAUGCGACGCCUCGGACUUCGCCAUAGGAGCGGAAUUAGCCCAGAAGCAAGAUGGCAAAUGGAAGCCUGUUGCCUAUCUGUCAAAAGCCAUGACAGCUGCCGAAAGGAAUUAUGAGAUUUACGAUAAGGAACUUCUCGCAAUCAUGACUAGUCUUGAUGAAUGGCGUCAGUACCUUAUGGGCGCCAUACAUCCGUUUGAAAUAUGGACGGAUCACAAGAAUCUAGAAUACUUCCGGAAGCCGCAGAAGCUCAACCAAGGACAAGCCCGAUGGGUAACCGAGCUAGCGGAAUAUCAAUACUCGUUACAUCACAAGCCCAGUAAAUCUAAUGGCAAAGCCGACGGACUAUCUCGCCAAAAAAGGCACAAUGCAGGAAAAGAGGACAAUUCCGAUAUCAUAUUACUGAAACCAGAACAUUUCCGUGCCUUGAUUCGUAGUACUGUAUUUAGUUUAGAAGGAAUCGACCAGGACUGGGUCGCAGAAAUUAAAAACACAAAAAGAACCAAGAUUCCUCUACAGAACAAGGACAAAGACUGGAACGAAGAUAGUACCGGACUCGUGACAUGGAAGAAUCGUAUUUACGUACCAGUAAAUAGAAAACUCCGUGAGCAAAUCAUUGCUCAUCACCACGAUACCCCAUUGGCUGGACAUCCUGGUCAAUACAAGACACAUGAGAUGGUCACACGUAACUACUGGUGGCCCCGAAUUCGAGAAGAUAUCAGGAAAUAUGUGGCUGGAUGCGAGAAAUGCCAGAAGACCAAGGUUCAUACAACGCGCCCUACCGGACUUCUAUUCCCCAAUGAAAUUCCUUCACGACCCUGGGAAGUAAUCUCCGUUGACAAGAUAGGCGUAUUGCCGGACUCUUUCGGAUACAACGCCAUCCUCGUAGUCGUCUGCAUGUACUCUAAGCAGAUAAUCGCGAUACCGAGCACCAUUGAGCUUAACGCCGAAGGAUGGGCAAAGGCACUCCGAGAUAACGUAGUCACACAUCAUGGAUUACCCCGAAAGAUCAUCAGCGAUAGGGGAACUGAAUUCAAGAAUCAGUUCAUCUCUGAGUUGUACCGAUCACUCGGAAUCGAAGCCAACCCUUCAACCGCGUAUCACCCUCAGACAGACGGACAAACGGAACGCAUCAAUCGCGAGAUAGAACAGUAUCUCCGAUUAUUCAUCAACUACCGACAAGCGGAUUGGGCCGAAUGGUUGCCGCUCGCAACCUUUUUGUAUAACAAUAAAGUCCACUCAUCCACCGGGUAUACUCCGUUCUUCGUCAAUAAAGGGUAUCAUCCUUACGAAGGAAUCCAACCGGUGCGAGAAGGACUAAGCAAAAAUGUCCAACAGUUUGUCGAUAGAAUGGAUCGCGUACGCGAGGACACUAGCGCCGCUAUCAGUCUAGCGCAGGAGACGAUGAAACGCUUCUACGACCGAAAGAGGAAGAACGGACCAGAGUACAAAGAGGGGGAUAAAGUUUGGCUAGAA
This is a messenger RNA of Phanerochaete carnosa HHB-10118-sp, 2667 nucleotides long. RefSeq lists its product as uncharacterized. The annotation marks the transcript as partial. Gene Ontology annotation, molecular function: nucleic acid binding. Gene Ontology annotation, biological process: DNA integration. The record is from RefSeq and is a predicted model, not a curated record. Lineage: Eukaryota; Fungi; Basidiomycota; Agaricomycetes; Polyporales; Phanerochaetaceae. The transcript has 2 exons.